CUGGUUACUUCCUGAACGUUGUCAAAGUUAAUGGUGCAUUGGCGGCUGUUAUUUUAUACCCACGAGUUCCCUAGGAGCGGCUUGUUCUAGGAAACAAUCUAUGCCAUGGCUGUUGCACUGCAAAUGGCCAGCAUGACAUAACAAUUCCAAAUGCCGUUUGCUGUUGUCUGUUUUGUCAUCGACUUGUGAUUUUUGUUGUGUCGCCAGGCCUGGCUGAAAUGACAGUCAUGAAGCUAAACGUCCACUCCAGGUGUUCGUCUGCUUUGAAAGUCUUAAGACAGUGAGUUGUGACGCAGAGGAGUUACAGAUUUUGUAAGUCCAAUGGGUGUGGUUUGCAGUUUCUGAGACAAGGGAGAUAAGUUGCAGACAAAACAUUCUCGCAGUGAUUCGUUAUAAGAGACAAGCUGCUCAUCCGAAGUGGUGUGGAGAUUUUACAUUCCCUAAAGAGAUAUUGUCCGUCCCCCCAAAAUGGCUUCAGAUUUUGAUCCGGAUGAUAAGUUCAGUUGGUUCUUCGGACCGAUGAGCCGUGAUGAGACCAAUGACAUGCUGACUGACCAAAGUGAGGGGGUCUUCCUGGUGCGAGAAAGCCAGACUUUGAAAGGAGACUUUGUGUUGUGUGUCAAAGAGGACAGCAAGGUAAGCCAUUAUCUGAUCAACAGGAUACAGAAACCAGGAGGGUCAAUCUGGUACAAGAUAGGAGAACAGGAGUUUCCAGACAUGCCCAGUUUGCUCAGAUUUUACAAAAAACAUUAUUUGGAAACCUCAUCAUUAAUCCGGCCGGCCCCAAGAGAAAAAGUGCGAUGUAAAUAUGACUUUGCUGGAAGGGAUCCAGAAGACUUGCCUUUCACCAGAGGGGACGUUUUAGAAAUUAUAAUGAAAGAUGAAGAAAAAUGGUGGACAGCUCGCAAUAGCAAUGGGGUUGUUGGUCAGAUCCCUGUGCCCUAUGUGGAAAAGUGUACUGGGACAGAUGGCAGAAUUUCCAGUGACGGCGUCCGGCCAGACUACAACACACCCACGACAGGGGUAAAGUCAAAAGGUCCUAAUGUUCCCAGGGUCCCCUCUGAGAUAACCCUUCCUGCUCAAGCCAAAGUGAUUCAAGAACGAGUACCUAAUGCCUAUGAUAAGACUCAGUUGAAACUAGAGAAAGGAGACAUAGUAACAGUGACACAGAUGCACCCUAAUGGCCAGUGGGAGGGCGAGUUGAAAGGCAAGAAGGGGUUUUUCCCCUUCACACAUGUGACCUUGAUUGACCCAAACAACCCUAAUGGCGAGGACGGCGACAUCGAGAGAACAUAGUCAGGAUACUUCCAAUUAGGCUGCUUCUUAUAAUAAACCACAGUUUGAUUGUUUUGCAAGGACUGUGCAUCGUAAUAUUGAAUGGACUGUACACAUGCUUAAGAAAUAGACUUAACAUGGACCCUUGCUGAGUGAGGAGGGGGCAACCUACCUCCCUUCAUGACAAGGUACUAGUUAUCUCCCUUUGACUGGAGUGUGUAAUAAUGGGAUGGCUUCUCGCUAAGAGCCUUAUAUUACUUGGGGAGAGAGCUGCUGAUGGGGUAAAUGUGUGCCAUUCUUCAGGACAAACCUGCAGGAUUACUUGCCCAGGGGAGCAACAACAACAGCUACAUUAUCUUUUACACCUUGAAAGUGUUAUUUUCAUUUGCCUUAUGUUGUUGUCAUAAGAUUGUUUUCUGUGGCAAAGUGUUGUGAAGUUUUGUGCUUACGGUGCGUGAGUUGAAAUGUAUAAUAUUGUAUAUACCACGGCUAUGUUCCUGUAGCUGAUUCAUGUCAGUGCCCACCACACGAGGCCAACUCCAGCCUCGGACACUGCACUGGCUUUUAACCUUCUUACCUGCACCAGCUUACCAGGACUGCGCUCAGAAGAUUAACGUCUAACAUUGAGGCAUCAGAUAUGCGCCGUACUAUUCCAGUCACAAACAGUACUCAGUCACAGGAUGGUAUGAACAAAAAUGAACCAAUUUGUUGUUACGGGAUGGAAGUGCACUGCACUGAAAUAAGCUGUACAUUAAGUGAUUGGGUAUAUGU
Molecule: messenger RNA, 2046 nt
Organism: Liolophura sinensis
Lineage: Eukaryota; Metazoa; Mollusca; Polyplacophora; Chitonida; Chitonidae
Product: adapter molecule Crk-like
Exons: 8
Coding region: 469-1296 (275 amino acids)
Biological process (GO): enzyme-linked receptor protein signaling pathway; cell migration
Cellular component (GO): cytoplasm
Molecular function (GO): signaling adaptor activity; receptor tyrosine kinase binding
Source: RefSeq, a predicted model, not a curated record